AAGACCGUCCCGGACGGCGUUCGGGGCGGCCUGUGUGUGGAAGCGAGCGCCGGGCCGCCGGCCUUCCCGCGCCGGCUAGUCGCCCCAUGCCGCGGGCUGCGGCCGCCAGUCCCCGCUCGCAUUGGCGGUGCUGAGGCGCCGGGGCGACAGCGCGCGAAAUGUCGUCGGGCCUCCGCGCCGCCGACUUCCCCCGCUGGAAGCGCCACAUUUCGGAGGAGCUGAGGCGGCGGGACCGGCUGCAGAGGCAGGCAUUUGAAGAGAUCAUCCUGCAGUAUAACAAGUUGCUAGAAAAGUCAGAUCUUCAUUCAGUGCUGGCCCAUAAGCUACAAGCUGAAAAGCAUGACGUCCCCAACAGGCAUGAGAUAAGUCCUGGCCACGACGGUGCAUGGAAUGAUAGUCAGCUACAAGAAAUGGCCCAGCUGAGGAUUAAACACCAAGAAGAACUGACUGAAUUACACAAGAAACGUGGGGAGUUAGCUCAGUUGGUGAUUGACCUGAAUAACCAAAUGCAGCAGAAGGAUAGGGAGAUGCAGAUGAAUGAAGCAAAAAUUGCAGAGUGCUUGCAGACCAUCUCUGACCUGGAGACGGAGUGCCAAGAACUGCGUGGUAAGCUUCAGGACCUCGAAAGAGCCAACCAGACCCUGAAGGAUGAGUAUGAUGCCCUGCAGAUCACGUUUACUGCCUUGGAGGAGAAACUGAGGAAAACUACUGAAGAGAACCAGGAGCUGGUCACCAGAUGGAUGGCCGAGAAAGCCCAGGAAGCCAACCGCCUCAAUGCAGAGAAUGAGAAGGAUUCAAGGCGGCGGCAAGCCCGGCUGCAGAAAGAGCUUGCAGAAGCGGCAAAGGAACCUCUACCCGUUGAACAGGAUGAUGACAUUGAAGUCAUCGUGGAUGAAACCUCUGAUCACGCCGAGGAGACUUCUCCUGUGCGAGCCAUCAGCAGAGCGGCCACUAAGCGACUCUCGCAGCCUGCUGGAGGCCUUCUGGAUUCUAUCACUAAUAUCUUUGGGAGGCGCUCUGUCUCUUCCUUUCCAGUUCCCCAGGAUAACGUGGAUACUCAUCCUGGUUCUAGUAAAGAAGUGAGGGUGCCAACGACCGCCAUAUGUGUCUUUGACGCUCAUGAUGGGGAAGUCAACGCUGUGCAGUUCAGUCCAGGCUCCCGGUUGCUGGCCACAGGAGGCAUGGAUCGGAGAGUUAAGCUUUGGGAAGUGUUUGGAGAUAAAUGUGAGUUCAAGGGCUCCCUGUCCGGCAGUAAUGCAGGAAUUACAAGCAUUGAAUUUGACAGUGCUGGAUCUUACCUCUUAGCAGCUUCAAAUGAUUUUGCAAGUCGAAUCUGGACUGUGGAUGAUUAUCGGUUACGGCACACGCUCACAGGACACAGCGGCAAAGUGCUGUCUGCCAAGUUCCUGCUGGACAACGCGCGCAUUGUUUCCGGAAGUCAUGACCGGACCCUCAAGCUCUGGGAUCUCCGCAGCAAAGUCUGCAUAAAGACCGUGUUUGCAGGAUCCAGCUGCAACGAUAUCGUCUGCACAGAGCAGUGUGUGAUGAGUGGACACUUCGACAAGAAAAUUCGUUUCUGGGACAUCCGAUCGGAGAGCAUCGUCCGGGAGAUGGAGCUGCUGGGCAAGGUCACUGCCCUGGACUUAAACCCGGAGAGAACCGAACUCCUCAGCUGCUCUCGCGAUGAUCUUCUAAAAAUCAUCGAUCUUCGAGUAAACGCCGUCAGACAGACGUUUAGCGCCCCUGGGUUCAAGUGCGGCUCUGAUUGGACCAGAGUUGUGUUCAGCCCUGACGGUGGUUACGUGGCAGCGGGCUCGGCUGAGGGCUCCCUCUACGUCUGGAGCGUGCUCUCGGGGAAAGUGGAGAAGGUCCUUUCAAAGCAGCAUGGCUCGUCCAUCAAUGCAGUGGCGUGGUCCCCCUCCGGCUCCCACGUGGUCAGUGUGGACAAAGGAAGCAAAGCUGUGCUGUGGUCAGAAUAUUGACGGCACCUCCUCGAGAGAGAGCAGAGCCGAAGCCGGAGACGCACGCAGGCUCCCGCAGCUCUGUCCUGGCGGGGGGUGUGUUGGGUGUAGCUUUGACCGCCAAUGGAGAGCCCGAGCCACGUGGCGCAGUGGCUUCCUUUGCACGGGAUUUCCGAGGAUUUGGGCUGAGGUCUCUACGGCCUGAAGGAAUAACAGUGCGAGAACCUGACCCUGUAGUCACUUAGCAGAGGUGCGGGUUCUUGCCCUGAUUCGGUGGGAAACACUACUGGCUCUGAUCUUCCAUACCUCAGUGGGGAGAGCGGGGACACCUACCGGUUUCCUCGCAGGCCGGCAGUGCCGGGAACACCCCACACGCCUGGGGUCGGUUCUCCCUCCAGGCUUUCUCCCGACCUUCUACGGUUGGUUCUGGCCGAAUGCAUGUCCUGUCACCCUGGGGUCAUUUUCCUGGUGAACUCGCUUUAAUCAUUGGAUUAACAGAAACCCAAACAGGAUUACCCCUGUCCUCGGCUGCGGGGGCUGCCCUGAUUUCUGAGGAGACAGGACUGUGGUCCCUCCCCGUUGGUCUGUGUCAUUAUUACGAGGCUCUCACUCUGAUCUCAUCUGAUUACUGUUGGAAUUUCCUUAGCUCUCCCAAACUGUUCUUAGAAAGCCUCUGUUCGUCAAAGCUUCGAGCGUCCUUUCUCCCCAACAGUGCUAUAUACUAAUUUCUCAGUCAAGAGAGAAAUCCCAACUUGGUUAAAAAAUACUUUUUGGAGGCGGGAGAGGAAGGGUGCAAACCUUCUUCCAGGAAAGUGUGCUGCAGGGGCAGAGUAUAUUCCUGUGUCCGUCUGUAGACUCCCAGAAAGUGGGUGCACGCCACCUUCCAGGGGUGCCUCGCUUCUACCCGCGGGUGACGAGGGAUUGGAGGCCUCGAAUGUAUUCGCCUGGAGUUGGUAGUUCCAGGUCACUGCCCUUUUGCCAAGCCUACGUGCAAUAGUCCCUCGGUGCUUUAGUGCGAGAAGCCCAUUCCAAGAAGCAUGGGAAUGUCAUCUUUAGGUUUCAGGAGUUAUGAGCAAGGCCGGGGGCAACUGGCCUGUGGCUUUCUUUUUUGUUUGUUUGUUUGUUUGUUUUACACAUUUAUCCUUACCAUUUUACCUGUGUAUAUCAUUUUAGUUUUUGAGUGACUGAAACACCAAUACUUUUAUCACCUUUUAAUUUGCACUUUAUAUUUUUCCUUCUGCACUUGUUCUCUGGACAGCUGUGGGUGACGAGAGCUGGAGCUGGGUGAGGAGGGGGGCCGCCGCCGUCCUCCCUCUUUCCCUGGCCCUCCUUCCCCCAUUUCAGCUUGCUCCAAGAGCUCAAGGGGAGGUGGAAUUCAUAGGCCAGGGCGCAGCUGUUAUUUAUUUAAUUAUGUUGCCCAACAGAACUUGAUUGUAAAUAAAAAAAGAAAUCUGUUCUAUACUUUUCAAA
Messenger RNA from Prionailurus viverrinus (fishing cat), 3431 nucleotides. RefSeq names its product autophagy related 16 like 1 (gene ATG16L1). NCBI's taxonomy places the organism in Eukaryota, Metazoa, Chordata, Mammalia, Carnivora, Felidae. Gene Ontology annotation, biological process: signal transduction; negative stranded viral RNA replication; autophagosome assembly. Gene Ontology annotation, molecular function: G protein-coupled receptor binding. The record is from RefSeq and is a predicted model, not a curated record. Bases 159 to 1982 code for a protein of 607 amino acids. The transcript has 18 exons. Gene Ontology annotation, cellular component: photoreceptor inner segment; photoreceptor outer segment; autophagosome membrane.